Pyrus x bretschneideri (Chinese white pear) is the source of this 1206-nucleotide messenger RNA. RefSeq names its product F-box protein At1g11270-like. The transcript has a single exon. The record is from RefSeq and is a predicted model, not a curated record. Gene Ontology annotation, molecular function: protein binding. The coding region runs from base 1 to 1206 and encodes 401 amino acids. NCBI's taxonomy places the organism in Eukaryota, Viridiplantae, Streptophyta, Magnoliopsida, Rosales, Rosaceae.
AUGUGGAACAAGACAACCGAAAUGUCCCAGGUGCGUGAAAGUGAAACUCCUGAAGAUAGGGUUGUCGAAAUUCUAUCCAGGUUGCCGCCCAAGUCUCUGAUGCGAUUCAAAUGCAUACGCAACUCUUGGUGCACUCUCAUUAAUAGGCCAAGUUUUAUGACCAAACACCUCAGCAAUUCCGUGGACAACAAACUCUCAUCCUCCACUUGUAUCCUAUUCAAUCGUUCUCAGGCUCAAGUUUUCCCGGACAAGAGUUGGAAACAAGAAAUUUUCUGGUCCAUGAUUAAUCUUUCAAUUGACAGUGAUGAGCACAGCCUUCAUUAUGAUGUUGAGGAUCUAAAUAUACCGUUUCCAUUGGAAGAUCAUGAUUUUGUACAGAUUUACGGUUAUUGCAAUGGGAUUGUCUGUGUAACAGCAGGGAAAAAUGGUCUUUUAUGCAAUCCUGCCACGGGGGAAUUUAGGCAACUUCCCGAUUCAUACCUUCUUCUACCUUCCCCUCCCAAGGGAAAAUUCGAAUUGGAAACGAGAUGUCGAGCAUUGGGGUUUGGCUAUGAUUGCAAAGCUAAACAAUACAAGGUUGUGCAAAUUAUAGAAAAUUGUGAGUAUUCAGAUGAUGAGCGAACAUAUUAUCAUCGUAUUGCUCAUCCUCAUACGGCUGAGGUAUACACCACAACUGCUAACUCUUGGAAAGAGAUCAAGAUUGAUAUAUCAAGUAAAACCUAUCAUUGUUCUUGUCCAGUGUACUUGAAGGGAUUUUGUUAUUGGUAUGCAACGGAUGGCGAGGAAUACGUACUUUCAUUUGAUUUAGGUGAUGAGAUAUUUCAUAGAAUACAAUUGCCUUAUAGGAGAGAAAACAGUCUUAAGUUUUAUUAUAUUUUUCUUCGUAAUGAAUCUCUUGCUUCUUUUUGCUCUCGUUACAAUCAAAGUGGUGAUUCUUUAUUAUCUGAAAUAUGGGUAAUGAACGACUAUGACGGAGUUAAGAGUUCAUGGACAAAACUCCUAACUGUUGGACCCUUACAAGGCAUUGAGAAGCCAUUGACAUUUUGGAAAACUGACGAGCUUCUUAUGCUUGCCUCCGAUGGAAGAGCCACCACUUACAAUUCUUGCAUUGGAAAUCUCAAGUAUCUUCAUAUUCCUCCUAUUCUCAAUAGGGUUGUAGAUUUCCAAGCUCUUACUUAUUUGAAAAGUAUUGUUCCACUCAAGUGA